CCCUCCCGGAAGCGCGGGGCGGGGUCCCCGGCCUGGCUGCGGAGGCGGGCGCGGGGUCCGGGUGAGGCAGGACGUGCUCGGCGCUAGCGGGUUCUGCGGUUCGUACGCUCCCACCCGGCUCCGGGCUGCCGGUCUCCAACCAGCAGCAGUGGUAGCGGCGGCAGCCCCUGCCCCGCGCCCCUCGCAGCCACUCCCCGGCGCUGUGCAUGGAGACACCGUCCACCACUUGCCGCUGAGCCACCGUUUGGCCCGGGACCCGCGAGGGCUGGGUGGCCUCGGGCUUCGGCCGGUUCUGCCGAAGCCAGACUACUGAUUGGCCGGCUACCUCCGCCGUCCGGAGGCUGCGUGUGGCUCGCGGGCCUCGUCGCCAGCGUAAGUCGGCGCAGCCCGGCCGUCCCGUCUCAGGAAGUGGCCGUCCUGACCGCCAUGGCUCACUCACCGGUGCAGUCAGGCCUGCCUGGCAUGCAGAACCUAAAAGCAGAUCCAGAAGAGCUUUUUACAAAACUGGAGAAAAUUGGAAAGGGCUCUUUUGGUGAGGUGUUCAAAGGCAUUGACAAUCGGACUCAGAAAGUGGUUGCCAUAAAAAUCAUUGAUCUAGAAGAAGCUGAAGAUGAGAUAGAGGACAUUCAACAAGAAAUUACAGUGCUGAGUCAGUGUGACAGUCCAUAUGUAACCAAAUAUUAUGGAUCCUAUUUGAAGGAUACUAAAUUGUGGAUAAUAAUGGAAUAUCUUGGUGGAGGCUCUGCACUAGAUCUAUUAGAACCUGGCCCUUUAGAUGAAACUCAGAUUGCUACUAUAUUAAGAGAAAUACUGAAAGGACUUGAUUAUUUGCAUUCGGAGAAAAAAAUUCAUAGAGAUAUCAAAGCUGCCAAUGUUCUGCUCUCUGAACAUGGAGAGGUGAAGCUGGCUGAUUUUGGAGUGGCGGGACAGCUGACAGAUACCCAGAUAAAAAGAAACACCUUCGUGGGCACCCCUUUCUGGAUGGCACCCGAAGUCAUUAAACAGUCAGCCUAUGACUCAAAGGCAGACAUCUGGUCCCUGGGCAUAACAGCCAUAGAGCUUGCAAAAGGGGAACCACCUCAUUCUGAGCUGCACCCCAUGAAGGUUUUAUUCCUCAUUCCAAAGAACAACCCCCCGACGCUGGAAGGAAACUACAGCAAACCCCUCAAGGAGUUUGUUGAAGCCUGUUUGAACAAGGAGCCAAGCUUUAGACCUUCUGCCAAGGAGUUACUGAAGCACAAGUUUAUAAUACGCAAUGCAAAGAAAACUUCCUACUUGACUGAGCUCAUUGACAGGUACAAGAGGUGGAAGGCUGAACAGAGCCAUGAAGACUCUAGCUCUGAAGAUUCUGACACGGAAACGGACACAGAUGGCCAAGCAGCUGGAGGGAGUGACUCGGGAGACUGGAUCUUCACAAUACGAGAGAAAGAUCCAAAGAGUCUUGAGAAUGGAGCUCUUCAGCCAUUGGAUUUAGAAAGAAAUAAGAUGAAAGACAUCCCAAAGAGGCCUUUCUCUCAGUGUUUGUCUACAAUUAUUUCUCCUUUGUUUGCAGAGUUGAAGGAGAAGAGCCAAGCGUGUGGCGGUAACAUGGGGUCCAUAGAAGAACUGCGAGGGGCCAUCUACCUGGCAGAAGAGGCAUGCCCUGGGAUCUCGGACACCAUGGUGGCCCAGCUCGUACAGCGGCUCCAGAGAUAUUCUCUAAGUGGUGGAGGAACGUCAUCCCACUGAAAUCCCUUUGGCAUUUGGGAUUCUGUUUUUUCUUUCUUCUUUGUCCUCUUCCUUCAAAAAAGUCAAUGAGAGCCUUUGCUGACUUUGCUGAAGAUACGUACCCCCCAGCUGAGGCUGCCUGUUCAGGGCCACGGGUCCCUCUUCACUAGGUCCUUGGCCAGAUAAGUCUCUAGAUGGGAUCGAGAGGGUCCGCCCCUUCAAGUGAUAAUUUUAUUUUAUUAUUCUUGUUUUUAAUUUUAACCAUAGCACACACAUCAAGGAAAGUAUCUUUAAAAACAAAAAUCAAACCCAAAAGUGUAUAUUUAGGAUUAUGAAAAGGCAACUGAAGAAAUGAAACCUCAGGUAUCUGGCUUUAAGUUGUAACUCCCCUCCCCGGGAGAUGGAGAAUCGCUCUGGUGGAUCAGUGUACAGAUUUGUAUAUAGUGUCAUUUUUACAGAAACCUUUUCAGCGUGCAUAAGGAAUCACUGUGUACAAAUUGGCCAAGUGCUUCUGUAGAUAAUGUCAGUGGAGUAAAUAUUUGACAGGCCAUAACUUGAGUCUAUUGCCUUGCCUUUAUUACAUGUAAAUUUUGGAUUAUGUGACGAGUGAUUGGGGUUUUAUUUUGUAUUUGCAGGGUUCAUCAUUAAUAAUAAUUAAUGCCCCUCUUAAGGAACCACUCCUAUUUGUACCUCAACAAUUGAAAAUUUUCGUUUGCCCUCCAGCCCUUUUGGUACACUUAGAAGUUGAUUUCCUUUUUCAUUGAUGGUACUAUUUCUUAGUGUUUUAAAUUGGAGCAUAUCUUGUCUCAUGAAGCUUUAAAUUAUUAUUUUAAGUUUUUCCCCAGUGAAGUGCUCUCAUCUAACAUUUGUUUGGAAUUGUUCCACUGCCAAUCCUGCGUCAGCUGUACCAUUCUUUCCUGUAUGAUUUUGUUGCACCUUGUAGUGAAAUUUGCAUAUCACCUUUCCCACCUAAAAAUAUGUGAAUGCUUCCACGAAUAAAUUUUAUAACACUUA
Molecule: messenger RNA, 2721 nt
Organism: Artibeus jamaicensis (Jamaican fruit-eating bat)
Lineage: Eukaryota; Metazoa; Chordata; Mammalia; Chiroptera; Phyllostomidae
Gene: STK24
Product: serine/threonine kinase 24
Exons: 11
Coding region: 427-1728 (433 amino acids)
Biological process (GO): protein phosphorylation
Molecular function (GO): protein kinase activity; ATP binding
Source: RefSeq, a predicted model, not a curated record